Messenger RNA from Vitis riparia (riverbank grape), 3006 nucleotides. Its product is annotated as urease. The coding region runs from base 333 to 2840 and encodes 835 amino acids. Gene Ontology annotation, molecular function: nickel cation binding; urease activity. The record is from RefSeq and is a predicted model, not a curated record. Gene Ontology annotation, cellular component: urease complex. The transcript is spliced from 19 exons. NCBI's taxonomy places the organism in Eukaryota, Viridiplantae, Streptophyta, Magnoliopsida, Vitales, Vitaceae. Gene Ontology annotation, biological process: urea catabolic process.
CAAAAUUUCCCAAACAUUAGAUAGAAUGGUAAGUCUAAAUGACUAAGAGAAUUCUUUGGUGAAUCAGCCGUUGGCCAGCGGUUUUGUUGCUGAAAGAUUGAAGGCGUAGUUGGUUUUGGCAAUACUAUUGCUAAAUUCACUCAAGAAUCUGAUCUGUUUUUUCAUUCAGAUUUUUCAUUGUAUCAAAAUUUUAUGAUUGAACAUUUGGGCGGAGAUGAUACUGGAAGAUUGAUAUUGUAAAUUUGUAAUUGCUCGACUUCUACUGUAAGCUGGUCGUUGAUUCAUUUCUUGUGUUGGAUUGGUGAUUGGGAUUUUGAGAGCAGCAGUGAAGGAUGAAGUUGAGUCCAAGAGAGGUGGACAAACUGCUUCUUCACAAUGCUGGGUUUCUUGCUCAGAAGCGUCUUGCUUCUGGGCUAAGGCUCAAUUACACUGAAGCCGUAGCCCUCAUUGCCUCACAGAUUUUGGCUUUUGUUCGUGAGGGUGAGAAGACUGUGGCGGAAUUGAUGGACAUAGGGAAACAACUUUUGGGAAGGAGACAAGUUCUUCCAGCUGUUCCACACCUCUUGCAUACUGUACAGGUUGAGGGAACAUUUCAUGAUGGGACAAAGUUAAUAACAGUUCAUGAUGCCAUUGCCAGUGAAAAUGGAAAUCUGGAUUUAGCUUUACAUGGUUCUUUUCUUCCAGUUCCUUCAGUAGACAAGUUUCCUGACAUGGAAGAUGAUAGAAUUCCUGGUGAAAUAAGAUAUGGAGGUGGAACUAUUAUGCUCAACUCUUGCAGGAAAGCAAUAGUCCUCAGAGUCACCAACACUGGAGACAGGCCGAUUCAGGUUGGUAGUCACUAUCACUUCAUCGAGGUGAACCCUGCCUUGGUCUUUGAUCGAAGGAAAGCACAUGGCAUGCGGCUCAAUAUACCAGCAGGGACAGCUACACGAUUUGAGCCAGGGGAAACAAAAAGAGUCUCACUUGUAAGGAUUGGAGGUAAGCAAGUGAUCAGAGGAGGAAAUUGCAUUAUCGACGGUCCUGUCGAUGAUACUAAUAUCACAGCAGUGAUGGAAUCCGAAAGCAUGGUGGGAUUUGGGCAUUCAGAAGAAGCAGAUGUCAGUGAAGGUGUCAUUGGAGAAGAUCCUGAUUUAGCAAUAAGAAUGUCUCAUGAGGCAUAUGCUAACAUGUAUGGCCCCACCACUGGUGACAAAAUUCGGCUUGGUGACACUGAAUUAUAUGCUGAAAUUGAAAGUGAUUUUGCUGUCUAUGGUGAUGAAUGUGUAUUUGGAGGGGGAAAAGUUAUAAGGGAUGGAAUGGGGCAGGCUUGUAUGUAUGCAGCAGCUGAAUGUGUGGAUACUGUCAUCACAAAUGCUGUGGUCAUUGACUACACUGGAAUUUUCAAGGCAGAUAUUGGUAUCAAAGAUGGUCUUAUUGUUUCUCUUGGAAAAGCAGGCAACCCAGAUAUUAUGCAUGGUGCACACAUGAUCAUUGGGGUUAGCACCGAGGUCAUCGCUGGAGAAGGAAUGAUUGUGACUGCAGGGGCCAUAGACUGCCAUGUGCACUUUAUAUGCCCUCAAUUGGCCUAUGAAGCCAUAUCAAGUGGCAUCACAACAUUAGUGGGCGGUGGAACGGGACCUGCUGAUGGAACUCGUGCAACUACUUGUACACCAGCAGCCUCACAUAUGAAAUUUAUGCUGCAAUCAACUGAUGACCUGCCACUGAAUUUUGGUUUCACAGGAAAAGGGAACAGUGCCAAACCAGACGGGCUACAUGAAAUAAUUAGGGCUGGAGCAAUGGGUCUGAAGCUGCAUGAGGACUGGGGAACUACUCCUGCUGCAAUAGAUAAUUGUUUGACUGUUGCAGAACAAUAUGACAUCCAGGUUAAUAUCCACACUGACACCUUGAACGAGUCUGGCUUUGUGGAACAUACAAUUGCUGCGUUUAAAGAUAGAACUAUUCAUACUUACCACAGUGAAGGUGCUGGUGGUGGUCAUGCUCCAGAUAUCAUCAGAGUAUGUGGUGUGAAAAAUGUUCUACCCUCAUCCACAAACCCAACACGGCCUUUCACUUCCAAUACCAUAGAUGAGCACCUUGACAUGCUGAUGGUAUGCCAUCACCUUGAUAAGGACAUUCCAGAAGAUGUAGCCUUUGCUGAAUCGCGAAUAAGAGCUGAAACAAUUGCUGCCGAAGACAUUUUGCAUGAUAUGGGGGCAAUUAGCAUUAUAGCUUCUGAUUCACAGGCAAUGGGUCGCAUCGGAGAGGUGAUAAUUAGAACCUGGCAAACUGCUCACAAGAUGAAGUUACAAAGAGGAUCACUUGAUGCUAGUGGAGUGGAUAACGACAACCUCCGAAUUAAACGAUACAUUGCAAAAUAUACUAUAAAUCCUGCAAUAGCUAAUGGGUUUUCACGAUUUGUUGGCUCCAUUGAGGUGGGGAAGGUGGCUGAUCUUGUUCUCUGGAAUCCAUCUUUCUUUGGGGCAAAACCAGAAAUGGUGAUAAAAGGUGGUGUAAUUGCAUGGGCUAACAUGGGUGAUCCAAAUGCUAGCAUCCCUACACCUGAACCGGUGAUGAUGAGACCCAUGUUUGGAGCAUUUGGCAAGGCUGGAAGUGCCAACUCUAUUGCUUUUGUCAGCAAGGUUGCUGCAGAAUGUGGAAUAAAAACCCAUUAUGGACUCACAAAGAGGGUGGAAGCUGUUGGCAAUGUGAGGAGACUAACCAAACUUGAUAUGAAGCUCAAUGAUGCUCUUCCUGUGAUCACGGUGGAUCCAGAGACAUACACAGUGACAGCAGAUGGUGUGACUCUAAGCUGCCCUGCUGCCACCACAGUUCCCCUUUCUCGGAAUUACUUCCUCUUUUAGGCAACAUUAUAACUCAUUGGGGCAUUUACUUUGCUGGUUUUCUGGAACUAAAGAAUUCACAAAAUUGAAAUAAUCAAUGACCCUACCGAAAAGAUAAUAAAAGUAUCAUUUUCAGAAUCAUGGUUGGCAUGCUGAAUAUGCCAAAUGGAUGUGUUCUGAUCUUUUA